This is a messenger RNA of Hirsutella rhossiliensis, 1152 nucleotides long. Its product is annotated as protein-tyrosine phosphatase. NCBI's taxonomy places the organism in Eukaryota, Fungi, Ascomycota, Sordariomycetes, Hypocreales, Ophiocordycipitaceae. The record is from RefSeq and is a predicted model, not a curated record. The transcript has 2 exons. The coding region runs from base 1 to 1152 and encodes 383 amino acids.
AUGCGGCUGCUCUUGGUCCUUGCCAUUGCCAUCGAGGCCCUCGGCACGGCGCAGGCCCUGCCCCGAGCCAUGCCAUCACCGCCCUCCCGUUACCAACGCCUCGGGCGCGACCUCGACGGCGACGCCAGCGCCGGGGGCUUCUACCGCUUCGAAUGGGUCAGCAGCUCCCUGCAGGCCGGCGACCGGCUCGCGCGGUCCUCGGCGCCAUUCUACCAGCACUCGGACCCCGACCAGCGGCUAACGGGCGCGUCGAUUGCCUUUCUCAAGCAGCAGGGCAUCUCGCACGUCAUCAGCCUCAACGCCGAGGCCAACAGCCCGGCCAUCCGGGACGCGCUAACCAAGAACGGCAUCGCGUACACGGCGCUGCCGGUGCGCGACUUUGAGAGCCCGACGCUCGACGACUUCAAAAAGGGCCACCGCGCCUUUGAGCAGCACCGCGCCGGCACCCUCGUGUGGUGCGGCUACGGCCACGGCCGCACCGGCACCAUGGUCACGGCGCUGCAGGUCUACAGCGAGCAGGCCCGCCCGGACCCGCGCCGCCUGCUGCCGGCCGACUUCAGCAAGAACCACGUCGAGACGGCCGGCCAGAUUCGGCUGCUGAACAAGCUGCAGCGUAGCCUGCAGCCGGGCGCCUUCCGGAAGACGGCCGAGAACGCCGUGAAGAUGCCCAGCGCCGCGUGGGGCAAGGCCUUGGGCAACAAUGCGCCCGACGCGCCGGCGCUGGCGCCCAAGCCGAAGCCGGCAUCGCAGGCCAAGACGGCCGACGACAAGGCCGUCGUCGCCUCGUCCAAACCGGGCGCCAAGGUGCCCAAGUCUGUCGGCGACUGGUGGGCGGAACAGAUGGCGGCCAAGCCGUCCAAGGGCAUGGCCAAGUCUAUCGGCGACUUGUGGGCGGACCAGAUGGCGGCCAAGCCGCCCAAGGGCGUGCCCAAGAAGAUUGUCGUCGGCAUGCCCGGCGCGGGCCUGGCCAACCCCGGCUUCAACCCCCCCGUCGGCAAGAACCUUGUCCCCACCGCCAAGGGGCCCGGAAACAUGUUCUAUUCCGGAAAGGGGCGGCCUGGCGUCUUUGUCGGUCGCACCUUUGGCGGCCGCUUUGGCGGCCCCAGGGUGGCGGGAGGCUUCGUCGGCGCGCCUGGGGUCAGGAGGCCGUGA